Messenger RNA from Dryobates pubescens (Downy woodpecker), 777 nucleotides. RefSeq names its product small integral membrane protein 3 (gene SMIM3). Lineage: Eukaryota; Metazoa; Chordata; Aves; Piciformes; Picidae. The record is from RefSeq and is a predicted model, not a curated record. Bases 501 to 725 code for a protein of 74 amino acids. The transcript has a single exon.
AGCUCAACCCGGAGCUCUCUCGUAACCCGGCUGCCCCGACACGGCGAGGGGCAGCUGCGGGACCCAUGGGAUGAUGGUGGUCACCAUGCAGCCCCGAGCCCAGCUGCUGAUGAAGCCGUUCAUACCGUGACUCAGCACCACGGAGCGGGGAUGCGGCAGGUACGAGGGUCCUCUGAAACAAAGGGGGCUCCGGCUGCCUUAGUCCCGCCGUUUCCCUCCCGGAUGACUUGCUCGAGAGUGACCGGCGGGACGGCCGGUUGUGGCUUGGCUUAGCAGCUGCUUUAACGACGGUAGCAAUUACUGGGGAAGUUUUACCUUGGGCUUUCAUCCAGCUACAUCAAAGCUGCGCUAUAAAUCCUGGGCCGUCUCAGAGGAGCCUUUACCAAUGCCCUUUCCUCUCAAGGGAGCUGCAGGCCAAGGCUGGAUGCGGCUGCAGGGUUCUCCCUGGACAGAGCAGCUGAGCGCUUGGAGCAUCGGGGGAGCCUCUGGCUGUCGGAGGGAUGGAGGGGGCUGUCCCCUCACCCCUCUUGCCUUUCCCUUGCAGGAUGGACCUCCCUGACCCUGCAGAUCCUGCUGCCCUCCCCAAGCACAUCCUGGAUGUCUGGGUCAUCGUCUUGAUCAUCCUGGCCACCAUCCUCAUCAUGACAGCCCUGGUGCUCUGCCCAGCCACUGCUGUCAUCAUCUACCGGGUACGGACUCACCCCACACGCAAUGGCAUCGUGUGAGGCUUCGAGGGACGGCCGGCUUGCUGGGCAGGGUGCCACAGCCAUGGGACCC